This is a messenger RNA of Manduca sexta (tobacco hornworm), 2016 nucleotides long. Its product is annotated as maltase 1. The record is from RefSeq and is a predicted model, not a curated record. Bases 293 to 1915 code for a protein of 540 amino acids. The transcript is spliced from 7 exons. Lineage: Eukaryota; Metazoa; Arthropoda; Insecta; Lepidoptera; Sphingidae. Gene Ontology annotation, biological process: carbohydrate metabolic process.
GCUGGUCUAAUUGUGCAAGUGUGAAGCAACAAGCAAUGAAGUGCCAGGCAGUAACUACUUUAUAAUUAAAAAGGUCUCUACGAUGUUGAUUGAUAUGGUCCUAUCGCUUACACCAAACGAAGGACACUCUCUCAUCAUUCAAUUGAAAUAAAAAAAAAUCCAAAUCUGGUGUCACUACAGUCCCACAAAAAAACUUCAGCAAUAUUCAACAUACAAUGACAGCACUACCAUAAUUACCGAAAUCAAGGUUACAGUAAUUUUAUCCACCAUAAUCUGAUUAAUACGCUAUAGGAUGUGGCAUCUCGCGCUUGUGUUUCUCUCUGCCCUUUCCCAUGGGUUUUGUCAAGCGCCAUGGUGGAGCAAUACAGUUUACUACAGGAUCCUGGUGGAUUCCUUUAAGGAUGGCGAUGGUGAUGGUCUAGGGGAUUUAAAAGGUGCAAUAAAACAACUAAGCUACGUGCGGGCAGUAGGAGCGGACGCAGUGAUCCUCUCAUCCUUAUCUUCUAGAAGUAAAGAUUGCUCCAAACCUGGCGUCAUUGACUUUGCUGCCAUCGACGAGCGAUUUGGAGACAUUGAUACUUUCAAUAUUUUUAUGGAAAAAGCUAAGAAAAUUGAUCUGAAGGUAGUAGCAACCCUACCACUGCGAACUGUGAGCUGUGAUUCGGAAUGGUUCUCGUCCAGCGCCGACCGCGUCCCCGGCUUUGAAGAUAGGAUUGUGUGGCUCGAAGGCAGUGCUGAUGAUCCUCCACCAAAUGAAAGUGACUCUAUCAAAUGGGUGUGGCAUGAACCGCGUAGCGCUUACUGGAAGUUUGUUAAUGGAGAAGCCCUCUUAGAUCUCUGUUCUGAGGCUAUAGCCGGUGCCUUAUCAGCCGCUCAGUGUGCUUGGAUCAGGCGAGGAGUCAACGGCCUGCUCCUUAAUCCAGAUUUCCUAGAUCAGAAAUGUGGAGAGAAUUUACUAAAGAGAUUGUCGUCGGAAGCUGUCAGUUGUGCUCGAGGAGCUGGGAUGGAUAUCCCAGUUAUAUUGGUAGAAUCAUCUCUUCAUCCCGAGACUGCAAUAAUGUAUUACGGAGAGAAUGGAGCAGGAGCCAAUAGUAUCAUUAGCACUGCUCUAGCGAUGCCGACCAGACCCUCGGCAGCUUCCCUCGGAAUAGCGGCUCAUGCUGCAAUGCUGAUAGCUCCUCCGGAUGCUUUACCUACUUGGAUUACCAGUGCAAGCGGCGAGAGUCGCACCACAUCUCGCUAUGGUAGCGAGCUGGUAGAUGCCGUGAACCUCCUGGCCUUGACACUACCAGGAGCUGCCAUCAUCCAACAAGGUGACGAGUUGGGAGCCGCAGACACGAUACUUGAAUGGGCCACUAAUAACAACUGCUGGCCACAUCCAGGAGUGACAUCGGCCUCGCCAUUCCCUUGGGAUGACACUGUUAAUGGAGGUUUCACAGCUGGAGAGCCCUGGCUGCCCCUGGCACCUAACUAUAGAUAUGCCAAUGCAAAAACUGAGUUUAAAAAUGACUUCAGUCAUGCCAGUGUGGUAAAAGUCGCGGCUGCUAUGAGGAAGAGUCCAGCAAUGGGACCUCAUGCUGAGAUUAAACGUCUCAGUGGAGCCCUGGCUGUACUAAGAUGGGGGGGCUCUGGAUCUCUGCUAACUGUUGCUAAUCUUGCUCGAGACAUUACUGACGUCCAGCUGUCCAGAAUACCAGGUCUUCCAGCUGAAAUGACCGUGGUCAUCAGUUCUGCUGGCUCUAGGUAUUCUACAGGCUCUCAUAUUGCUAUAGACAAGUCAUUAAAACUAGGACCUGGAGAGGCAGUGCUCUUUGCAGGAGGACCAAGGCAUUGCGGUGGACCCGGCCCCGUAGAUAAGAUUGCGACAAAAAUAACGGAAGGCUGGCAGAAACUGAACAAAUAUUUUGGGAGUUAAGACUCUACGUUGAAAAUUAUCUACUUAUUGAAUUUUGGGAAAAUGUUUCAAAAAUUCGUUGAGUUGUUUUUUUUAAUAUUAUUAUUAAAAUUAUAAUUUAA